UUUAAUAAUGAUUUAUCUUUUAAUUUAAGCAAAAUACCUUUUAUGAAAAUUAUUGUCAUAUCUAUUUUACUUUUAAUCCUUAAUAUAUUUUGGUUUAUUGGCUUGCUAAUAACUGGACCACUGCGGACUAUAUUUAUUUAUGAAACAAAUGACUUGAUUCUCUCAACAAUUAUUCUUUUAUUUGUUACAACACAUUCAUCUCCUACCAAGAUUAGAGGAGGAAUAAUGUACCUAUUAGCCAUUGUUUGCUUCUUAUUCCUAGAUCACGAUGAUAAUUUGAAUGCUCAUAAUCCUGGCGCCAAAAAUAUAGAAAAUAUUCAAAUCAAUGAAAAUAACUUUUUCCUAAACUUAUUGGGCAAAAUAUUGAAUUUAUCCGAUCACAAACAAGGCGUCGUUUUAUUACUAUUCGUCACCUUCCUGAGAACCCUGGUCGAUAAGUUGGUUAAAAAGAUUUCCAUUCAAAUAGGUGGUCUUAAAAAGAGCCAAUUUUUGCUUCAAACUUGCCAAGCCCUGAUCCUUAUUCCUGUUAUGGUCAUCUUAACUAGUUUUCAGCCAACUGGAGCCGAUGAAAAGGAGAAUCAGGAUAUUAUUCAUAAAUCACUAUCGUGGUUCAUGUGGCUUUUCGCUACCUCUUUCAUUGCGCUUUUCGUUUUCGUGGUCAAUUUUUAUACUGACAUUACUUGUGGAAUGAAAAUGGAAAAGUUCAAAUUUGCUCGCAUAUCUACCCUAACUUGUUACGCUUCCGCCAUCGUCUUAUAUUUUUUACACGCCUAUAUGCUAACCGGAAAUCGGAAAAAGGAGACCACUGUGCAUGAGUCUAGCACUAUCAUCGAAUCUAAUCACCUACCCUUAGAUCCUCAUCCAGUAACGCUAGGAGCCAUUAUAGGCAUAAUUUUCUUGAUUAUAGCAAUCCUAAAUUUGACCUCUAACGUUCAGAAAAGUUCUAAGGGAUAUUUCGUGGGAUAUUCAACGUUUUCUGGAUUGCCUCUAUACUCUUAUACGUCCGAACACAUAUCGACGAUAACCCACCCUUUCAAGCAAUUGUUGAAAAGUUUUUUCGCCCAAAUGUCUAUGGACAAAGCAUCGAAACCUAUAUUUUAUUUCCUCUUGGCAAAUCUGGCAUUCAUGCUUGUCGAAAUCAUAUACGGAGCUUGGACAAAUAGCCUGGGGCUUAUAUCUGACGGGUUCCACAUGCUCUUCGAUUGUUCGGCCCUCGUUAUGGGUUUAUUCGCAUCGCUUAUGGCCAAGUGGAAGCCUAAUAAAACAUUUUCUUACGGGUACGGCAGAGUAGAAAUUUUAUCAGGUUUUUUGAACGGGCUUUUCUUGGUACUAAUCUCGCUCAACGUAUUUAUGGCCGCUCUGGAUCGACUGUUCCAACCUCCGAGGAUAGAGUCCGAAAAAUUAUUGCUAGUAUCUGUCAUAGGACUCAUCAUAAAUCUGAUCGGAAUUUUCGCAUUCCAUUUUUCUGGCGAAUGCUCACAUUCCCACUCACACUCCCACUCAGGUCAUUCGCAUUCCCACCAAAGCCAUUCCCAUCAUCAUGAUCACCAUGACGCACCCGGAUCUAAGCUGGAACUAGUGCAGACCGCCGACAAUUCAGAUAUAAACGGUUACAAAAAGUUAGAGAUGGAGGAGGAGACCAAUGGAUACAUCAUAGUGCUGCCACCAUCUGUUGAUGAUACCUCAAAAGAUAUCCAAACGCAUGAUGGCCAUCAUUCUCAUCAUAAUAAAGAAACAUGUUCUCACGACCAUAAGGGUCACCAACAUUCUCACCACGACGAAGAGGAGCAUCAUCAUCAUAAGAAUCACUCUCACUCCGGACAUGGGCAUAAUAUGAAUAUGGAAGGUAUAUUCCUCCACGUUUUAGCCGACACUCUGGGCAGCGUAGGUGUCAUUGUUUCCUCUUUUCUAAUGCAGAGGUACGGUUGGUUCAUAGCUGACCCCAUAUGUUCCCUCUUCACUUCCUUAUUGAUUUUCUUCAGUGUCUUGCCACUCCUCAAGGAAACCUGCUACGUUUUAUUGCUAAAAACUCCAAAAGAAUUGAUGUCCGACCUUAAGGGCAUUUUAUCGAAAAUAGAUAGAAUGGACCACAUAAUAUCUUAUAAAUAUCCCCAUGUGUGGAGACAGUCUUCUUCGGCUUACGUAGUUUCAAUUCGCAUCAUGAUCAACUCCAAUUCCCCAGCUUCCUAUCAACACUAUUUAUCAUCCCAGGUUUCGGCCUUAUUCGCUGACGCCAUUAAGGCAUGCUUAGGCCAAUCCGUUCAGGUCUCCACUACGGUACAAGUAGAAAAAGAAAUUUUUCACAAGCACCUAUCAGGAAUUUGUUCGAAAGGAUAUUCCAAUACGGAUCUCAUGCUGAAUCAUAACGAUCCCUCAUCCCCAUUGAUGAUUGAUUUUUACGAAUAUUGAUAAGAUAUCGAUCUCAAUAACACUAAAAUAAUUAUGGAAUCUGAGUUGCUUUAUAUUAUAUAUAAUUGAAUGCAUGUUAUUUUGGAAUAUACGAAAUUAUGGGGAUUGCAUGUUAUUAUAUUAAAUUAUGGAAAUAAUAAUUUUUUUUAAUGUUAUAAGUUGAAUAGUUGACAAGAAUAAUU
Gordionus sp. m RMFG-2023 is the source of this 2591-nucleotide messenger RNA. Its product is annotated as proton-coupled zinc antiporter SLC30A5-like. Gene Ontology annotation, cellular component: cytoplasmic vesicle; Golgi apparatus; membrane. The transcript is spliced from 16 exons. Bases 43 to 2409 code for a protein of 788 amino acids. Gene Ontology annotation, molecular function: zinc ion transmembrane transporter activity. The record is from RefSeq and is a predicted model, not a curated record. Gene Ontology annotation, biological process: zinc ion import into Golgi lumen; intracellular zinc ion homeostasis. Lineage: Eukaryota; Metazoa; Nematomorpha; Gordioida; Chordodea; Parachordodidae.